Molecule: messenger RNA, 698 nt
Organism: Melanotaenia boesemani (Boeseman's rainbowfish)
Lineage: Eukaryota; Metazoa; Chordata; Actinopteri; Atheriniformes; Melanotaeniidae
Product: galectin-2-like
Exons: 4
Coding region: 122-526 (134 amino acids)
Molecular function (GO): galactoside binding; carbohydrate binding; laminin binding
Source: RefSeq, a predicted model, not a curated record
AGAAUACCACCCCAUCCCUGGUAUGCUUCCUGUUCUCAGCGUCACCUUGCAGACUAUAUAAAGCACUCACCUGCCUGCAGAGGAUUUUCAUUCGAGGUACAAACAACUGAAGACAGUCAAGAUGAAAAUUUAUGAAUUGGGAUUCAAGGAGGGGCAGGAGUUGAAGAUCUCCAUCAAGCUCAGCAAGGACUGCACUAACUUUGUUGUCAACAUUGGCCACGAUUCUGACAACAUUGCGUUGCACUUCAACCCUCGCUUUGACUACAACCCUGACGAUGCAGGAUGCCGCAACAUCAUUGCCUGCAACUCUAUGUCCGGGGGAUUCUGGGAAGAGGAGCAACGUGAGGAAAAUUUUGCCUUCUCACGUGGGGAGGAAUGCAAGUUGAACUUCAGCUUCAACAAUGAGAAAUUUCACAUCACACUUCCUGAUGGAAGCAUGAUGAAAUUCCCCAAUCGUCCGAGAGAGCUUAAGUAUGAAUACUUAAACAUCAGUGGUGCAGAGUUCAAAGGACUCGAGAUGGUGUAGGAGCUGGCCUAAUCUGGCCAGAAAUGGGUCCACUUUGUGCUUGUUGCUGAGAGGUUGCUGAUGUUGUAAUAAGAAUAAAUGGCCUGAAGAUGGAGCCACACUUCUUAUUUCACUGCAAGUUUAAUGGGCAUCUUCAUAAAUGCUGUUUUCUGUUGUUUUGUUCGACAACAAC